This is a messenger RNA of Chironomus riparius, 1641 nucleotides long. Lineage: Eukaryota; Metazoa; Arthropoda; Insecta; Diptera; Chironomidae. The record is from the annotation of a GenBank genome assembly.
AUGGCCCUACUCAACUACUCACUGCCAUUUGGGGCCAUUAAUGCUCCACCAGCAUGGGCUACCAUAAGUCCAUCAAUUCAUGCAUCACCUCAUGCAGUCAAUAAUCUUUAUGAGCCAACACAUCGUCAAGAAGAUCUGGUCCGCAAUGAUGAUUAUUAUCAGAAUAUGAAUGGACCGUACAGGCAUCAUCAUCCACAACAGCAGCAACAACAGACACAAAAUAGUCGAAAUUAUUUGCCUCCACCGCAGCCGGCACAACAAACCAGCAAUAAUCGUAAUGGAUAUGUUCAAUCGACAGCAUCGAGAACACAAACUUUUGGCAAUAACAAUUAUGCACAGCAGCAGCCGCCUGUGAGCUAUAGUUCAUUAUCACAAAAUUCUGGAUAUUAUAAUACCAAUACAAAUCAACAUCAACAACAGCAACAUCCAGCACAGCAGCAAGUUCAACAUCAGCAGCAACAUCCACAACAGCAAAAGAGUUUUAAAGACAAUCCAUUUCAGCCGAAGCCACAAACACAAACCACCAAAGCACCACCAUCAAGAACAACUGUCUCAUAUCAAACGAGUAGCAUAUCCAAUAAUAAUAGUAACAAUAAUAACAAUAAUAAUAAGAAUUAUAAUCUCAAUCAAGCUGGAUAUCCACAAGUACCGCCGGGUUUUAAACCUAUUAAGGCUGGUCAAGGAACGAGAACUUUAAAUGUUGCUGUAUUAGAUUACGAUAAUGAUGAAGGUGAUGACGAUAAUACAAAUCCUGGAAAUACGAAAGAUUCAUUUAAUCGACUACAGCCUAAUUUUCCAGUAACACCUAUUCAAGGACCAAUAUUUCUACAAAACGACUCAGUUCCUGUUCUACCACUUUAUGCAUAUCCUAAACUUAACAAUGGGACAAUUAUGCAAAUUCCUAUUUGGUGGACAGCACUCUCAGUAGCGUUAGGUCUAAAUGUUCGCGGUGAUGUCAUCAAAGGUGUACCAUGUGUUAAGCGAAAUAAUCAAUUAUUUUGUCCAACAGCUGGCAAUAGUUAUCCAAUUGACAAAAUUGAGAAUUUCAUCGAUGAAAAUAAGGCACUGAUGAAGAGAAUGUAUGGAUAUUUUGAGGCAGAAAAUGAGUACGGAUCGACGUUUCAGCAAGGAAAGAAACGAAAGCGUAUGCUGUACGGUGAGGAUGCAAAUCCACCAAAUUUGCCGGAAUUAGAUGAAAUUUUUUUUCCACCUGGAGAGGGACCAAAUCCGAUAACAGAUGCUGGCCCUUCGGGUGAUUCAUACUUUAGUAAAUUACGCUCUAAGCGACAAUCUAGACCUAAUCCUAGUAGUAGUAGUAAUAAUAAAAAUGCUGGAGGUGGCAAAGACACGGGACGUGUCGAUGCAUGCGAAUCAAAAGUAGAAAUUGUAACACCAUAUUGGGCAUCUAAUUCAGCUGGUAAAAUUCGUGCCAUUGUUAAUACACAACAUUUUGAGCAGGCAAUUCAUCAGGAAGUUUGCUCAAAAGUACAAACAAACCGUUGUGCUGGUGAAUGUGGCUGUGAACAAAAAUACAAAUGGCAUCGUUUGCUAGCCUAUGAUCCAGAUAAUGAUUGUAAAGGAAUUUUCAUGGAUUGGUUCUUGUUUCCAAGUUGCUGUGUUUGCCGAUGCAAUCCACUUUAA